Messenger RNA from Cottoperca gobio, 4585 nucleotides. It is a transcript of the gene tlk2, whose product is annotated as tousled-like kinase 2. The record is from RefSeq and is a predicted model, not a curated record. Gene Ontology annotation, biological process: peptidyl-serine phosphorylation; chromosome segregation; intracellular signal transduction. Gene Ontology annotation, cellular component: perinuclear region of cytoplasm; nucleus. Gene Ontology annotation, molecular function: protein serine/threonine kinase activity; ATP binding. The transcript is spliced from 21 exons. Lineage: Eukaryota; Metazoa; Chordata; Actinopteri; Perciformes; Bovichtidae. The coding region runs from base 704 to 2803 and encodes 699 amino acids.
GCGCUGGUAAAUUGUAUUGCACCCAGAGGGAAUUGCCAUUGGUCCAGACAAGAGAUUUGGGGCAGGCGUGGACUGAACGAAGGUGAAAAUACUUGAACAAUCUCACGAGAAAAUAUGAGAUUUUACUGAUUAUUGUUUACAUUGUAAAAACAUGAGAACCGAACCGAAUCGAUCCGGAUUCAACUGAAACGCCUGCUACAUCACAACUUCCGAAACAGAUGGUUUCUUCCCUGCGGCGAGGAAGGCGACUGGAGCCGAACUUUGUUUUGAUCGAGCUGAAAGCCAGGACCCGAAAUUGAUCUCACCACCGGGGGAGAAAAAGAUAGGGGUAACGCUAGUUUAAAGAUAUCAUUUAUACCUGGUGGAAAAUCGCACAAUUUCGAGGGUCGCCAUUGUGUGAAAGGAGAUAUACCCGACAUAGACACGGUAUGGUCCUCGGUGAGAGGGAUGAAAUGGGGAUCCCCGCCUAAGGUGCACAGCAAGGCGGGUUUGGGAUACCCGGAGUUGUCGAGGCCUCCGAGGGAAUCCACCGUCGUCUACCUUGAGCUACACCGCCCACUCCAGUGUCUCGAUCGUUAACAGUCAGCACGCGAGGGACGCGGCUGUGGAUGCGGCCUAGCCUGGGAGGGUCUGCCGAGCAACGGGGAAACAACGGGGACGGUUUCAGGCCCUCCGGAGGACCGAGAAAAUAUUAAAUUGCACCAUGAUGGAAGAACUGCACAGCCUCGACCCCCGACGGCAGGAACUGUUGGAGGCUCGCUUCACUGGGGUCGGCGUAGCUAAGGGCUCCGGCCAGAACCAAAAUGAGUCAUCCAAUCAGAGUCUAUGCAGUGUAGGCUCGCUCAGCGACAAAGAGCUAGAGACUCCUGAGAAAAAAGCAAAUGAGCAGAGAGUGAGAAAACGGAAAGCAGACCAUUUUGACGGCAGCCAAGGAAAAGCAGGUGCAAGGGGACAUAAAAUUAGUGAUUAUUUUGAGUUUGCGGGAGGUAGCGGUCCUGGUACCAGCCCUGCCAGGGGAAUUCCACCAGUGGUCCGCUCUUCCCCACAACACUCCCUCUCCAACCCCCCUGUCACGGUGCAGCAGGGAAGCCCCUCCUCCGUAAACUCGGUCAACACGGAGCACUCGACGUGCUCACUGAAGCCUGCUUCUCUUCACAUGCUCCACAAAGCCACACAGUCUGACCUUACUAUAGAGAAACUAACAGCAAUGGAGAACAACAAGAACUCUGACCUGGAGAAGAAGGAGGGCCGAAUAGACGAUUUGCUGCGGGCAAACUGUGAUCUGAGGAGACAGAUUGAUGAACAGCAGAGGAUGCUUGAACGAUACAAGGAGCGCUUAAAUAAGUGUGUGACCAUGUCUAAGAAGCUGCUGAUUGAAAAAUCCAAGCAGGAGAAGAUGGCGUGCCGGGACAAAAGCAUGCAGGACCGGCUUCGACUGGGUCACUUCACCACAGUGAGACAUGGAGCGUCUUUCACUGAGCAGUGGACGGAUGGAUAUGCCUUCCAAAACCUUAUCAAGCAACAAGAAAGAAUAAAUUCCCAGCGAGAGGACAUUGAAAGACAGAGGAAGCUGCUGGCCAAACGCAAACCGCCCUCCAUGGUCCAGACUCCACCUCCAAGCCUGGAGCAAAACAAACGCAAAAGCAAAACCAAUGGAACAGAAAGUGAAGCGUUAUCACAGGCCGAGUACCACGAACAAGAGGAAAUCUUUAAGCUAAGACUAGGCCAUCUUAAGAAGGAGGAGGCAGAAAUCCAGGCGGAGUUGGAGAGGUUGGAACGAGUGCGGAACCUGCACAUCCGAGAGCUGAAAAGGAUUCACAACGAGGAUAAUUCUCAAUUCAAAGAUCACCCUACGCUAAAUGACCGAUACCUGCUUCUCUAUUUACUCGGACGGGGAGGUUUCAGUGAAGUUUACAAGGCCUUCGACUUAACAGAGCAAAGGUAUGUUGCGGUCAAAAUCCACCAGUUAAACAAGAACUGGAGGGAUGAGAAGAAGGAAAACUAUCACAAACACGCGUGCAGAGAAUAUAGAAUCCAUAAAGAGCUGGACCAUCCACGAAUAGUUAAACUCUACGACUACUUUUCGCUCGACACUGACUCGUUCUGCACGGUCCUGGAGUACUGCGAGGGCAAUGACUUGGACUUCUACCUGAAGCAGCACAAGCUUAUGUCAGAGAAAGAGGGGCGCUCCAUCAUCAUGCAGAUUGUUAACGCUCUGAAGUACCUCAAUGAGAUCAGACCGCCCAUUAUCCACUACGACCUUAAACCUGGUAAUAUCCUUCUGGUGAACGGCACUGCCUGCGGGGAGAUCAAGAUCACAGACUUUGGCCUGUCGAAGAUCAUGGAUGACGACAGCUACAACUCUGUGGAUGGCAUGGAGCUGACGUCACAGGGAGCAGGGACAUACUGGUACCUGCCCCCGGAGUGCUUUGUGGUCGGGAAGGAACCACCCAAAAUCUCCAACAAGGUGGAUGUGUGGUCUGUGGGAGUCAUCUUCUACCAGUGUUUGUAUGGCCGCAAGCCCUUCGGCCACAACCAAUCCCAGCAGGACAUCCUGCAGGAGAACACCAUACUGAAGGCAACAGAUGUGCAGUUUCCCCCUAAACCAGUAGUCACACCUGAAGCGAAGGCCUUUAUAAGGCGCUGUCUAAUCUACCGUAAGGAGGACCGCAUCGAUGUGCAUCAGCUGGCCAGUGACCCCUUCCUCAUGCCCCACAUCCGCAAGUCAGUGGCUUCCUCGGGCACCUCGGGCAUGGCCGUGGCCUCCACAUCCAGUUCCUCCAACAGCAGCGCCUCAAACUGAGCCCACGCCCCUUAACUGACUGACUGCACCAUUUAAAGGGGUGGGGUGGGGGCGACGCCAUAUUGUGUCCUCCUUCCAGACAGCAUCCCACCUUGCCAUGAGGAGAAAGAGAAACGGGUCAGACCAAGGCGAGGGCUGGGUGAGGAGUCAUGGACGGGGUUGGGAAGGGAGACCCACGUCACCCUUCAUCCCUCUCAUGUCCACCCAUCCCAGCCUACCUGUCCUUUCUCAAAAGGGUGGUAUUGUUCUGGGGGUCAAAGCCCUGGACGACUAACGCAGUAAGGUUUAGCACUGUGUUGGUAAAAAAAAAAAAAAUGGGGUUCAGUGUUUGGGAUUUUUCUUUUCUGCUUUAAAAAAGAGAAAAUAAAAAGUGUAGAACUGCUUCAGCUUGGCCAGAUGGAAAGGACUGCGGAGGGCCUCGCACCCGUACACACUCACACAUUACACCCCAUGCAUGAGCCAUUCUGGUCCAAGGUAGUCUGAACUCCCCAAGCUCAAACAUUUAGUUUGUUCUCAUCUCCCUGAACCUAACUGACAGAACCAGUCUGGCCUGUUUAUUGUAUCGAACCCUAAAUAUCUACGGCACCGUCACCCAACCCCCCGCUGUUCUGGGAUCCCCCCUGCCCCGCUUAAAUUCCAGACCCAGAUAGAUUGUGACGAGGAGGGACAGAAGCUACUAUUCCCCGUCUCCUCGUCCAGCUCCUGUGACCAAAGCUUGUAACUUCCAGCUGGUGGCAGUGUUCCACCUCCGUUUUUAUAUUGACUGGUUUGAGUUGUGUUCCUUGAUAUGAAGUGGAAGCUGUUGAGAGAUGACCCCCUUUUACAUUUUUUUAAAGAACUUUUCAAUUUAACCAGUUUUAUGGAGAAAACUGUUGUUUUUCAAGUUGCCUUUUAAUUAGAACUGUUAUUGCUUUUGAUUGACCCCCCCCCCCCCCCCCCCCCCCCACUCCCAUAAACACACAUAUUUAUUUAGGUAUGUUUGAAUUUAUUUUUGGCCAAUAAAAUGCAAGGGACUGGUUUACCUAAUGGUACUGUUGGGGGAGAUUGGGCCUUAGCAGAGAGUUGCAUAAACCAUUAAAUACUAUUGGUUAAAAUGGGUUUGUUGUUCUGGGCUUCUGUCAAACUGCUUUCUCUGAAGGAUUAACUACCAUUUACAGCACCGCUAAAGAUGUAUUCAUGAGUAUUAUGUCUGGAUUAGAUUGUUUUUAAAGUGUGUUUACAGACUAUAAACCAAACGUACGACUUUGGCUUCCAACGCUCCCAAAAAACUAUACUGGAGUAAUAUAUCUUGUCAUAAAUCCAGCGCACCCCUUCCAUUUAAAGUGGUUCGCUUUCUGCUCGUCGGCGUAGGUCGAGCCCUUCAUGGAACGGAGGCUUUAGCGCUGCGACCCUCUAGGUCGGCUUGAAAAGGUCCGGGGUGAAGGUACAGCACCCCUCGCCCACAAGCGCUCGCAUGAUUAAAUCAUUUCAGGAUUUAGAUGAUAUAAAACAGGAUAUGUUGAAAAUAAAUAAAUAAUAAAAGGCUUUUUUUUUUUUAAAGGAUAAGUGAAUUGAUUUAAAAGAUGUCACUGAUGCAAGGCUCAAAUCCUCAGGCGGGUGCUCCAGAGCUGAUGGACCUUGACCGAAAUCUGUCACCUUCAGUCUUGAGCCGGGACUCAGGAGCAGCCAGCAGAGCCCUGCCUGAGGAUCUGCUUCAUGGGGGAGCACUAAUGCAGCAAUGUAGGCUGCACAUAGACGGUAUAAAAUAGGGCUGAACCCUGAAGUAAAAUGUUAAAAUCGAAA